Molecule: messenger RNA, 1609 nt
Organism: Wyeomyia smithii (pitcher-plant mosquito)
Lineage: Eukaryota; Metazoa; Arthropoda; Insecta; Diptera; Culicidae
Gene: Pih1D1
Product: PIH1 domain-containing protein 1
Exons: 5
Coding region: 229-1305 (358 amino acids)
Biological process (GO): rRNA processing; box C/D snoRNP assembly
Cellular component (GO): cytoplasm; R2TP complex; ribonucleoprotein complex
Source: RefSeq, a predicted model, not a curated record
UUCAAUGAAUAUCAAGAAAAACAUAUAUUUAUGUGUAACACAAUUUUGUAUGGCAACCCAGACAGCUGCCGAACUUUGACAAGCGGAUCAGCUUGCUUUGUGUUUAGUAUCCGAGUGUUCCAAUCGGUUCGGUUCGCUUUUUAAGCCGAUGUUGUGAGAUUUUUGUUCAACUCGUUUUGUAACUCGGUAGCGUUGGCAAUUUUUCAUAACAAUUGUAACUACAACGAAAUGUCCCGAUCAAAAUCAAUAUUUCUUGAUGCGGAUUCCUCAAUAAUGGAGAAUAAUCUGAGAUUCAUACGUGAUGAAGCCGAAGAGGAGUUUAACAGCAUGUUCAAGCCCAUUGUAGAGCAAGCGGAGAGUAUUAGCAGCGGAAAGUCGAAAAUUAUUAAACCUACUCCCGGUUUUUGCCUGAAGGCAUUCAGGAAAGAUUCACAGGAGAAAUUUUUCAUUAACAUCUGUCAAACCGAUGGUAUCCCGGCACCGGAAGAUAUCACGGAAGAGCAGCUGCUAAACAUUUUGAACGAUGGAGCUCCAAGCACGUUCAGGAUACCCAUGAGCAUUACCCAACCUCGGUUCAUAAGUGACCGAUCUGGCAAUCAGUGUCAGGUGUGUGACAUCGCCGUCAAUUGCAAGUUUUUCAAAAGAAUCGAAACAGCUGGCUUGAUGCGAGACUUCAUGAUCACGAUUGUAUUCGAGGGGCUCAGUUCGAAAUACAAUACCACGCUGGACGACACGAACUUUCGCGUACUUAAAAACAUACAGUGCAUCGAUAAACUAAUUCCGCACAACAUCCAGAAUCGUGAUGUGAAAUCUGUCUACGAGAGCUAUCAAAAUCCAACGGAAGAUGAUCUACGCAAAAUAGAAGAGCUCAGCAAUCCUCAGCCAUCGCGCUCCAUCGAUAGUCAAACUACGACGAAAAGGCUGAUCGAGGAAAUUGAUCCUGGUACGAUGAAAACGAUUAAAGAUGAGAGAAACAAAAUGUCUGGUAAAGACGAAUAUACUCCGGAUCCAACAAAAGUGGCAAUCUCGCAGGCCUCUUGUAAAAGGCCAGAUUGUCGAAUGUUCAAAGAACCUGCGAUUGGCAAAGCUAGAGUGCUAAUGGGCGAGUUUUAUUUGCCGGAAUGUACUUCAUCCAACGAAAUAACACUGGAUAUCGGUGAAGAUCGUAUCUUGCUGGAGGCUAGGAAAAGAGGUUAUUUGCUGGAUGCGUUCGUUGAUUAUUCGAUCGAUUCUAACAAAGUCAAAGCGAAUUUCAAUACGGAAACUAGAAUGCUGAAUAUGGUAAUGCCAAUUAUGGCAAAUUGAUUUUUCAGUCAUUUAAUGUAUUACCUGGCCAUGAUCUGUAUUUUUCGGUUAGUUUUCAAUUUCUUUCAGUGUAAAAUAGCGGCAAUAAUACGACCAAGCACAGAUUUUAAAUGUUGCAAUAUAUUAUCGUUCUAAGUGGAUAUAAGGUAUAGUACGUCCAAGGCAACUUGCUCCUAGUAGGAAUUACAUACGCUAGAGUUACUUUACUUCAGACCAAACUAGAUACACGCAGAGCUUUUAAGAAUCCGCCGAAAUUGGAAUUCAUAGAUUAUAAAUACAUUGCUUAAUUUUUGCCGUUUCACAA